This is a messenger RNA of Choloepus didactylus (southern two-toed sloth), 1588 nucleotides long. RefSeq names its product negative elongation factor complex member E (gene NELFE). The record is from RefSeq and is a predicted model, not a curated record. NCBI's taxonomy places the organism in Eukaryota, Metazoa, Chordata, Mammalia, Pilosa, Megalonychidae. Gene Ontology annotation, biological process: negative regulation of transcription elongation by RNA polymerase II. Bases 358 to 1512 code for a protein of 384 amino acids. Gene Ontology annotation, cellular component: NELF complex. Gene Ontology annotation, molecular function: RNA binding. The transcript is spliced from 10 exons.
UUCCUCUCUUCUUCCCUCUUUCGUUGCUCUGAGAGCGCCCCGUGGAUUCCACCGCCUCCUCUGCCGUUAGUACCCAGUGGUUACGCUACUGACCCCGGCGGGGGCGCGGGGAGGGUCGAGUGCCAUCGUCAUGGCGACGGAAGAGCUGUUUCUCCCUCCCAGGAUCACGUGGUAGUCCAAGGCGCUGGUGUUCAGGAUCCCUGGAGAGAGAAGGGAAUGCUGGUUGAUCACGAAAAGAGGGGGCUUGGACGGCAGCCGGGUUUAAGCAAGGGAUAGGGAGAGGCCAAAGGCAGUAGUAGACGGGCCUGGAGGAGUGGGGCUAGAGGUGAUGUGGAUGGCUUAUGAAUUCUGGGCGUGAUGGUGGAGAAAGAUGUUUUGGGCCCUGCCCCUAAACCAGGAGCCACCAUGUUGGUGAUACCCCCCGGACUGAGCGAGGAGGAGGAGGCUCUGCAGAAGAAAUUCAACAAACUCAAGAAAAAGAAAAAGGCAUUGCUGGCUCUGAAAAAACAAAGCAGCAGCAGCACAGCUACCCAAGGCGGUGUCAAACGCUCACUGUCGGAGCAGCCUGUGGUGGACACAGCCACAGCAACAGAGCAGGCAAAACAGCUGGUGAAGUCAGGAGCCAUCAGUGCCAUCAAGGCUGAGACCAAGAACUCUGGCUUCAAACGUUCUCGAACCUUAGAGGGGAAGUUAAAGGACCCUGAGAAGGGCCCAGUCCCUACUUUUCAGCCAUUCCAGAGGAGCAUAUCUGCCGAUGAUGAUCUGCAAGAGUCAUCCCGACGUCCCCAGAGGAAAUCUCUGUAUGAGAGUUUUGUGUCUUCCAGUGACCGGCUUCGGGAACUGGGGCCUGAUGGGGAAGAAGCAGAGGGCCUAGGGGCUGGGGAUGGCCCCCCACGAAGCUUCGACUGGGGCUAUGAAGAACAUGGCAGCACCCGCUCUUCAGCUUCCCCUCCCCGAAGCCACAGCCGGGACCGCAGUCAUGAGCGGAACCGGGACCGAGACAGAGAGCGGGAGCGGGAUCGAGAGCAGGAGCGGGAUCGAGACCGAGAGAGGGACCGAGACCGAGAGCGGGACAGGGACAGGGAGCGAGACCGAGAGGGCCCUUUCCGCAGGUCGGACUCAUUCCCUGAACGCCGGGCCCCUCGAAAGGGGAAUACUCUCUAUGUGUAUGGAGAAGACAUGACACCCACCCUCCUCCGUGGGGCCUUCUCCCCCUUUGGAAACAUCAUUGACCUCUCCAUGGACCCCCCCAGAAACUGUGCCUUUGUCACCUAUGAAAAGAUGGAGUCAGCAGAUCAGGCCAUAGCUGAGCUCAAUGGAACCCAGGUGGAAUCUGUACAGCUCAAAGUCAGCAUUGCCCGCAAACAACCCAUGUUGGAUGCCGCCACUGGCAAGUCUGUCUGGGGCUCCCUCGCUGUCCAGAAUAGCCCUAAGGGUUGCCACCGGGACAAGAGGACCCAGAUUGUCUACAGUGACGAUGUCUACAAGGAAAAUCUUGUGGAUGGCUUCUAGGGAGCGGAGCUGGAGUCCUUGUGCCUCAUGUGUCCCCAUUGCUGGUCUCAGUAAAACACUGAGGUGGAAGCUCACA